CGCAGCGCACAGCAACCGUUUCAUAAAAAACCCCGACUGGCCGCUGGUCGGAGUGACCGUUGUUUUGUCCUCGCCCCAUGGCUGGAGCGUGCUGCAAAUGUUCCGCGUCUCUGUCGGUGUUCAAGCGCUCUCUGUCCGUCACCUCACGGGGGUCCGGUCCGGCCUCGCGACCGAUCCAUACGUGGGGACGGCUGGGCGAGAGAGGUGUUCACGAGGGGUGCCUUGCGGCUCGUCCCUCCGCGCUGAAAACGGCGAGCUCGUACCGACACCCCGUGUUCCUCUGUUUCUCCUGCCAGGAGUCCAUGAGCGAGAGCUUGCGGACGUGCUACGUCUACCUGAACCAGACCAGCCGAAGUUUCGCAGCCGUCAUCCAAGCCCUGGACGGAGAGUUAAGGCAUGCGGUGUGUAUCUUCUACCUGGUUCUGCGGGCGCUGGACACGGUGGAGGACGACAUGAGUAUUCCGCUGGAGCGCAAGGUUCCGAUGCUCACGGGGUUCCACUCCUUCCUCUACCAGCCCGACUGGAGCUUCAGCGACAGCCAGGAGAAGGACCGCCAAGUGCUGCAGGACUUCCCCACGAUCUCGGUGGAGUUCCGUAACCUGGGGCAGGAGUACCAGGACGUGAUCGUGGACAUCUGCCAGCGCAUGGGGGAGGGGAUGGCCGAGUUCCUGGAGAAGAAAGUUGGAUCCAUGGCAGAGUGGGAUAAGUACUGUCACUACGUGGCAGGGCUGGUGGGCGUCGGCUUGUCGCGGCUCUUCUCGGCGUCUCAAUUGGAGGAUGCGGAGGUGGGCGGAGACUCUGAGCUGGCCAAUAGCAUGGGGCUGUUCCUGCAGAAGACCAACAUCAUCAGAGACUACCUGGAGGACACGCGAGAGGGACGCGCCUUCUGGCCCGAGGAGGCCUGGAGUAAGUUUGCGGUUACUCUAGAGGACUUCUCUGACCCUGCUCACCUGACCGCUGGACUGAGCUGCCUGAACCUGCUGGUGACCGAUGCCCUGCGGCACGUCCCUGAUGUCAUCCGCUACCUGGAGCGCCUGCGCAACCAGUCCGUCUUCAACUUCUGUGCCAUCCCUCAGGUGAUGGCGAUAGCGACGCUGGCGGCGUGCUACAACAACCCCAUGGUGUUCCAGGGCGUGGUCAAGAUCCGCAAGGGCCAAGCAGUGACCCUCAUGAUGCAGGCCACCAGCAUGACCAACGUCAAGGCCAUCAUAGCCCAGUACAGCCAGGAGAUGCUGCAGAAGGUGUGUGUGUCGGACCCGUCGUGUGAGCGCACUCUGCACGUGCUCAGUGUGAUCCGCGAGCGCUCCCUGUGUGAGGAGUCGUUGGCGGCGCGCGCACCUCACCUGUCCCCCGUCUACCUGUCCGCCGCCAUGCUGCUCGCCGCACUCAGCUGGCAGUACCUGAGCACCACCGCCGUCGCCAACGGCAACGCACCGCCCGCCUCCUCAGACAUGCAGGGGCACUGAGCAUGCCCACAACUCAUCAUCACCCCCCAUGCUCCACUGAGCAUGCCCACAACUCAUCAUCACCUCCCCCAUGCUCCACUGAGCAUGCCCAGAACUCAUCAUCAUCCCCCCAUGCUCCACUGAGCAUGCCCACAACUCAUCAUCGCCCCCCCAUGCUCCACUGAGCAUGCCCACAACUCAUCAUCACCCCCCCAUGCUCCACUGAGCAUGCCCAGAACUCAUCAUCCCCCCCUGGUUCCACUGAGCAUGCCCAGAACUCAUCAUCCCCCCCUGGUUCCACUGAGCAUGCCCAGAACUCAUCAUCCCCCCCUGGUUCCACUGAGCAUGCCCAGAACUCAUCAUCCCCCCCUGGUUCCACUGAGCAUGCCCAGAACUCAUCAUCCCCCCCUGGUUCCACUGAGCAUGCCCAGAACUCAUCAUCCCCCUGGUUCCACUGAGCAUGCCCAGAACUCAUCAUCCCCUGGUUCCACUGAGCAUGCCCAGAACUCAUCAUCCCCCUGGUUCCACUGAGCAUGCCCAGAACUCAUCAUCCCCUGGUUCCACUGAGCAUGCCCAGAACUCAUCAUCCCCCUGGUUCCACUGAGCAUGCCCAGAACUCAUCAUCCCCCUGGUUCCACUGAGCAUGCCCAGAACUCAUCAUCCCCCCUGGUUCCACUGAGCAUGCCCAGAACUCAUCAUCCCCCCUGGUUCCACUGAGCAUGCCCACAACUCAUCAUCCCCCCUGGUUCCACUGAGCAUGCCCAGAACUCAUCAUCCCCCCUGGUUCCACUGAGCAUGCCCAGAACUCAUCAUCCCCCCUGGUUCCACUGAGCAUGCCCAGAACUCAUCAUCCCCCCUGGUUCCACUGAGCAUGCCCAGAACUCAUCAUCCCCCCUGGUUCCACUGAGCAUGCCCAGAACUCAUCAUCCCCCCUGGUUCCACUGAGCAUGCCCAGUGCUGGAAGCCUGGACCCGUCUAGAGACCUGGUUUACUACAGGGUGUGUGUGUGUGUGUGUGUGUGUGUGUGUGUGUGAGGUUGUAUCUGUUUAUAUAUGAGCAAGAGACCUGGUUUACUACAGGGUGUGUGUGUGUGUGUGUGUGUGUGUGUGUGUGUGUGUGAGAUUGUAUCUGUUUAUGUAUGAGCAAGAGUUUGUGUGUGCAAGUCCAUAUAUGUUUGUGUGUGAGAGAGAGAGAGAGAGAGAAUGUGUGUGUGUGUGUGUGUCUUGGUCAAUCACUUGAAUCUGUCUGUUUGGAUUGAGUUUGAAACAUGCUGGACGUAAUUUCUGUUUCAGUCGACACGUGCUCUCCUCACGUGUGUGUGUGUGUGUGUGAGAGAGUGUGUGUGUGUGUGUCAUUUCUGUAACAGUUCUUCCUCACAUUGUUUUGUUGGUUUGUUUGUUUGUUUGUUUACGAUUUUAAGUAAAUAAUGAAGCAUUGCUCA
Molecule: messenger RNA, 2886 nt
Organism: Sardina pilchardus (European sardine)
Lineage: Eukaryota; Metazoa; Chordata; Actinopteri; Clupeiformes; Clupeidae
Gene: fdft1
Product: farnesyl-diphosphate farnesyltransferase 1
Exons: 7
Coding region: 78-1466 (462 amino acids)
Biological process (GO): cholesterol biosynthetic process; farnesyl diphosphate metabolic process
Cellular component (GO): endoplasmic reticulum membrane
Molecular function (GO): squalene synthase [NAD(P)H] activity
Source: RefSeq, a predicted model, not a curated record